Molecule: messenger RNA, 3586 nt
Organism: Harmonia axyridis
Lineage: Eukaryota; Metazoa; Arthropoda; Insecta; Coleoptera; Coccinellidae
Product: beta-1-syntrophin
Exons: 6
Coding region: 318-1826 (502 amino acids)
Cellular component (GO): dystrophin-associated glycoprotein complex; intracellular anatomical structure
Molecular function (GO): structural molecule activity; protein binding
Source: RefSeq, a predicted model, not a curated record
GCGCCCGGUCUUCGGCACAAAACCACUAUCAUGCUUGAUGCAACAUGCAAGUCGUCGCAUCGAUGCCUCUCUUGAGUGAAAGCGGCUGUCGUUGAAAAGUCCCGACAACGUUGAACAAAUAGCGACGUGACAGACCAGAAGAACUGUCGAAGCCACCUCUAUCUUCACGGUUCGCCUAUUGUACACAACUCACAGCUGAUUGUUUGACGUUUCCGCUUAACCUUUGAGAGUAUACGAUCGAGGCGUUAGACCCCGUGUUUUGUGUUCUGUGAUUCUAAACUCGCUGUUAUCGAUGGGGGCGAUGUAAAUUCUCCGAGAUGAGUGUGUGUGGGGACAGUAUGUUGGACGUGUUGCCGUCUCCAGGGUUUUACGGCAGAUCCGGGAUUUUAGAGACGUUCGUGAGGAACCAGUGGUACAGGGUGUUCGUCACGUUGGAAGAGGACUAUCUCAGCAUAACGCUCGAUGAGUCCUGCGAGAACACGACCACGCUGAACGGCACCCUCAACAAUAACAUCGAAACGCCGAGUGGCCUAAGUGACACGCCGGACGUUCCGGACUCAGUGGCGAACCAGAAAAGAUUAGUGAGGGUUAUCAAGUCGGAAAAUAACGGUUUGGGUAUUUCGAUCAAGGGCGGCAGGGAGAACAAGAUGCCAAUCUUGAUCAGUAAGAUUUUCAAGGGUAUGGCAGCCGAUCAGACUGAACAACUUUACGUCGGCGAUGCUAUUUUAGCGGUGAACGGAGAGGAUCUGAGAGAAUCGACACACGACGAGGCUGUCAAAGCUUUGAAAAGAGCGGGAAAGAUCGUGGAACUGGAAGUGAAAUAUCUCAGAGAAGUGACGCCAUACUUCAGGAAAGCGAGUAUAAUAUCAGAAGUAGGUUGGGAACUGCAGCGAGGAUUUCUCACUGGAGCACCUCCAGUUAUGAAAUUUCCACAGAGAGCGGAUACAAGAUAUUUACCGUUACAACUCUGCCACCUAGUUAGAAAUUAUACUUUUCCAGACCCAGAAAAUCGAACAAUGGAACUCCACUCGCCUGAUGCAGUCCACAGCUGUGUCCUACGAGCAUCAGAUCAAGCAGAAGCAAUAGCCUGGUUCAAUACACUGCACUCAGCUUUGUCAAUGCUGACCACUGCCGCUUUACAUGAGGCUUCCAGAUUCAUUCCCGAUUUGAGGCAUAUAGGUUGGUUUUUGAGGAAACCACGACCAGAGAACCAAAUGUCUAGUUCGGAGAGUUCCGAAGAUGCCGAAAGGUGGCAGGCCAUCUUUGCAGCGGUCACUGACAGUGAGCUCCGGUUUUACGAGAGCGCGCCCUGGUCAGGUGAAUCUUGGAAGACGCCAGCAGAAGCGUACGCCUUAAUCGCCACCAGAUUAGUAGGAUCGGCCAAACGACAAGACACUCCAGAAUUUAGCAUUCGCUGUGCCACCGUCGAAGGAGUAGUCACUCACAACCUGCGUGCUGAAACACACAGAGAUCUGGCUGUUUGGGCGAAGACGCUGGUCAAUGGUAGUCAUGCUAGUGCUGUCACACAAAGAGAGUUCGUUUGUAGAUGUUCCUGGAAAGGAAGGCCUGCUCAAUUAGUGAUUCAUUACGAAAACGGUUUCACCUUGCUGGAAGCAGGAACCGGUUCCCGCACACUCUGGAGACAUUCUUUCGAUCAACUUAGGCAUUCCUCGGAUGAUGGCAAGAAAAUGUUGCUUUUGGACUUCGGCGGAAAUGGGGAGGAAUCCGAAGUGGAGCUGGAUGUUGAAGUUUGCCCCAAACCAUUAGUCUUCAUACUUCACAAUUUCUUAUCGGCCAAAUUGAAUAGACUGGGUUUAUAUGCGUAACACGCAAUUUCAUAAUUCCACGGUUUUGGUGUAUCAAGGAAGUUUCAUCUUUUGAGAAACCUUCUACCCAUUUCGUCAAUUACCUAACAACUGAUAGUUUGGUUCCCUUAUUUGCCAUCCAAAAAAUGAUGAUUUUUAGGUUGGCACAAUAUACUACAGAAAAUUGUUGUGUAGAUUUGUAUACCAACUUUGUAUCGAUGUAUUCCUCAAAUCGAUGUUUGAAAAAGAAAUAGUAAUUUGAUAUUCACGAGGAGAAAAUUUGAAAAAAAGUACAAUUUUUGUACCAUUUAUGAACCAGAAAAACUGACAACCACCAGAGCAUCAGAAAAAUGAGAUCCAUCAAAAUGCUGGUCAAAAUGUCUAAAAUUUUUUGCCUUUCACGCUGGUUAUGUACACAUAUUUCAUAAAGCAUGAAUAAGUUAUAUAAAUAUAAAUAGGUGUCCCGAAAUAAAAUUGAAAAAAUUCAACGACAUAUUCUACGUCGAAAACUUCAUCGAAUCUAUAUCCGAAAAGUAUCUGUUUUAAAGAUGCAGGAUGUUGAAGUGAAUUCUCCAAAAACAAUUAUUUUGGAUUUUUGUCUGAAAUAAUUGAAGAAUGUGUAUGGAAAUUUGUACAGUCCUCAUUUUUUCAUUUUCUAUGGAAUGAAAUACAAAAAUUGACCCUCAGUGGCAGGUAGUUUCGAGGGAAGGUGUAUUCAGAAUGCUCCAUAUUUUUUGUCUUUGAACAUUUUUGGCAUUUUGAAUAUAAAGUCCUGAGGAAGAUACACUUCUACACAAAUACUAGUCUCAUGUUCGUAGGAUGAACCUUUUUCGAAAAAACUCCUCUCUAAAAUGUACUUCAUUUUUGAAAUUACAUGAUGAAAACUAUUUUUGACGAUGAAACAUUAAUUUAAUUUUUUCUGAUUUGUUUACUCACAAUAACAAACAAUUAAACGCAUUACUAGAAUACCUUUCGUCUUUACAAUCAUAAUGAUAAGAGUUAGCUUAGCAGCGCAUCCAGAUACACAUUUCGCAUUAAUAAAGUAUAUUCUCAGAAUAGAGUUUUCUCCGAAACCAUACAUCCGAUGAAGAUAAGUUGGUAUGAAGAUUAUGAAGAUGGGUACGUUUCAGAUGAAUCCAUAUUCAAAAAGCCGAAAAUGUUUCAAGACAAAAAUUAUCGAGAUUUUGCCUACGUUUCCCCCCGUCACUGACUUGACUAGGGUCAUUUAUUGUAUUUCAUUCCAUAGGGACUGAAAAAUCUCAGGACUGUACAAAUUUUCACAUAUUUUUUCCAAUAAGUUUCGACAAAGAUUCAAAAUAACUGUUUUCGGAGAAUUCACCCGUAUAUCGAAAGCGGAGCGUUUUUGGAUAUAGGUUCAUAUGAUGUAUUCAAUUUCGGGACAGCCUUUGUGUAUAUACGUCAAGUUCAAACGACUUUUACAUUGACGUCCUAAACCUAUUCAAAAUAGUCGAGCAAUUUCAUUGAAAUACUUUUAUAGCAACCUAAGUACAUAAUUCCGUACAACAAUGUACACAAACUUUUCGCAAUUUAUUCAGUAUUAGCUCCACUCGAUUUUUGGACAAAUUACGAACCCCCAUUUGAAUAUCCCUCCAUCUUGAAAUUCCAGCAUCAUUAGCCAGAAAAUGAGUAGAGGAGUGGCGUGACCAGGAAUCAUUUCAGUUUAACGCAUUCACCAAUUUGUGGUUCCGAAAUCCAUUGCUUAGGGAUAUUGAUAUAUGUAAGUUUCUUCACGGAUAAAAGGUAGCUCUCUCUCUCUCUCU